UUCUCAUAAUCUUCCAAUCUCUGCUCUCACAAGUUCACUCAAAGUUAGUUUUCUAAAUUGUUUCAUUUCAUCUCAUUUUAAUCAACAUAUAUAUUCAUGGAUAAAGUGGAGAGUUCUGUUAGGUAUAGUGAUCGAUUACCACCUUCAAAACUAAUCACGAUUCUUUGUAUUGAUGGUGGAGGUGUUAGAGGAGUCAUUCCAAGUACUAUUCUAGAAUUCCUCGAAGCUGAAUUACAGAUACUGGAUGGUCCUGAAGCUAGACUUUGCGACUAUUUCGAUAUCAUCAGUGGGACAAGUACUGGGGGACUAGUAACAGCAAUGUUAACUGCACCAAAUGAACAAAAUCGACCUCUUUUUGCAGCAAAGGAAAUACCUCAAUUCUACCUAGAUCAUAGCUCAAAAAUCUUCCCACAAACGAAAAUUGGGAUUCUUGAUAAUGCUAAAAAAUGGAUCCAUGACAUGGUUGGUGGACCGAAGUAUGAUGGUGAAUACUUUCAUGGACUUUUGAGGAAGUUACUUGGACAAACUAGAUUGCAUCAAACGUUAACUUCGGUUGCUAUCCCUGCGUACGAUGUAAAGCAAAGACACACUUGUAUCUUCACCACUCAGAAAGCUAAAACCACUUUACUAGAAGAUCCACUACUCUCAGAUGUUUGCAUUGGUACUUCUGCGGCGCCAACUUAUCUCCCUCCUCACCGUUUCCAAGUGAAGUCCAAAACCGGUGAAAGCGAAGAAGUACGAGAAUAUAAUCUCAUUGAUGGCGGGGUUGCUGCUAAUUGUCCGAUUACAAUUCCGUAUGGACUUAUCCCCGGAGUAUGCAAGGGAAAUCCAAGUUUUUUCAACCAAGGAAAUGGUAAAGUUCUGAUAUUAUCAUUAGGCACGGGAUCAUCAACACGAGCGGAGGCUGAAAAACAAGAAAUAACAGCUGACAUUGCAGCCAAAUGGGGGGUUGUGGAUUGGUUGCGCUACACAAAUGGACUAAGUGAUUUGUUUUCACCAGCUGAGUCUGACAUAUCAUAUUAUGAUAAUGCAUCUAUCCUAGCUUUGUCUCAACUUUGGCUUGGUGCUAAUAAAAUCGAGUUCCUCAGAAUUCAGCAUAACUUCACUAAUAGCGAAAGUGGUACACUAUCUUCAAUCGACAUAGCUACAAAAGAAAAUCUUGAAUCUCUUGUCAGAGUUGGCCAAGAUUUGUUAAAGAAACCGGUUACACAAGUUAGUGUAGAAACAGGUCAUCUCGAACCCGUGGUGCAUAAUGAUCAGGAAAAUCUCCUCCACCUAGAAACCAAUCAAGAAGCACUUGUAAGAUUUGCCAAACUGCUUUCAAGUGAAACGAAAGAUCGUAUUCGAAGAAAAAACAGUGGUAUGGCUGCUGGUUUCGCAUCAAGUGGUCUCUAGUCUCAAUGUCUCAUAGUACUUUUAUAGUACUCAUAUUUGUGUACAUAUUCUGUCCAUAUGUUCUUACACUGUGAAUACCAUUUGAUCAAUA
This is a messenger RNA of Papaver somniferum (opium poppy), 1486 nucleotides long. Its product is annotated as patatin-like protein 2. Lineage: Eukaryota; Viridiplantae; Streptophyta; Magnoliopsida; Ranunculales; Papaveraceae. The transcript has 4 exons. Bases 97 to 1395 code for a protein of 432 amino acids. Gene Ontology annotation, molecular function: glycerophospholipase activity; monoacylglycerol lipase activity. The record is from RefSeq and is a predicted model, not a curated record. Gene Ontology annotation, biological process: lipid metabolic process.